GCAUGGGGGCGGGGCCGGCGGCCGGGUCAGGGAGGCGGCGGAAGCAGCCGGGCGGGCGUGGAGCCGGCGGCGGUGGGGUGGGCUCGGCUCGGCGGGGUGCGGCUGCCGGUGGCGGCACCACCUCAGCGGGAACCAGCCAUGGACGCCGCCACGCUGGAGCUGGACGCGGUGAAGUUCGCGCAGCUGGCGGUGCAGCGGGACCAGAGCGGGCGCUACCAGGAAGCGGUCUUCUACUACAAGGAAGCUGCACAAGCCUUGAUUUAUGCUGGGAUGGCAGGGUCCAACUUGGAAAAUAUUCAAGAAAAAAUAAAUGAGUACUUGGAGAGAGUUCAAGCUCUCCAUUCAGCAGUUCAGUCACAGAAAACAGACCCUCUGAAGUCAAAACAACAGUUGGAUUUGGAGCGUGCUCACUUCCUAGUUACGCAGGCUUUUGAUGAAGAUGAUAAAGGCAACGCAGAAGAAGCUGUAGAGUUGUACACAGAAGCGGUGGAACUCUGUUUGAAAACAGCUACUGAAACUUCAGAAGCAGGUCUCCAGUCAAAACUGAAACAACUGGCUCGGCAAGCACUGGAUAGAGCAGAGGCACUGAAGGAAUCUGUGUCAAAAUCAUCUCAGAAGGAGAAGUCAACUGCAGCUAAACCAAAUCAGCCAGUCAGAACGUUCUUUCCGUUGGGACCCGAUUUUUCUUUAAAUGAUAAACCACAGACAAUCAGAGCAGUACAAGCGAGUGAACCUCAAGGUCAGAGAUACACUGCAGAGGAGAUUGAAGUACUCAGGAAGACUUCAAAAAUUAAUGGCAUUGAAUAUGUACCUUUCAUGAGUGUUGAUCUGAGGGAACGUUUUGCCUUCCCUAUGCCAUUUUCUGAUAAAUGUGGGAAGUUACCAUUAUCCCCCAAACAGAAAGCAAUGUUUGCCAAGUGGGUGCGACCAGAUGACAUAACAAAUAACCCUACAAUGAUUUAUACUGUAUCAAGUUUCAGCAUAAAGCAGACAAUAGUGUCAGAUUGUUCUUUUGUGGCAUCACUAGCUAUCAGUGCAGCAUAUGAAAGGAGAUAUAACAAAAAAUUGAUCACGAGCAUAAUUUACCCUCAGAAUAAGAAAGGAGAACCAGAAUAUAAUCCAUGUGGCAAAUACAUGGUGAAGCUUCAUAUCAAUGGUGUACCUAGAAAGGUCAUCAUAGAUGACCAGUUACCUGUUGAUCAUAGUGGGGAACUUCUCUGCUCUUAUUCUAACAAUAAGAAUGAAUUAUGGGUAUCGUUAAUAGAAAAGGCUUACAUGAAGGUCAUGGGAGGAUACGAUUUUCCUGGAUCAAAUUCUAAUAUUGAUCUCCACGCACUGACUGGUUGGAUACCUGAAAGAAUUGCUAUGCACUCUGACAAUCAAGCUUUCAAUAAGGAUAGUACUUUCAGAAUGCUUUAUCAGAGAUUUCACAAGGGAGAUGUCCUUAUCACAACAGCAACCGGGGUGAUGUCUGAGGAGGAAGGAGAAAAAUGGGGCUUAGUUCCAACUCAUGCAUAUGCAGUCUUGGAUAUAAGAGAAUAUAAGGGACUUCGAUUUCUUCAGUUGAAAAAUCCCUGGAGCCACUUACGUUGGAAAGGACGAUACAGUGAAAAUGACACGAGAAAUUGGACCCCAGAUUUACAAAAAUACUUGAACUUUGAUCCCAGAACAGCUCAGAAAAUAGACAAUGGCAUUUUCUGGAUUGCCUGGGAGGACCUAUGCCAGUACUACGACGUUAUUUAUUUGAGUUGGAACCCGAGUCUCUUUAAAGAAUCUACGUGUAUUCACAGCACUUGGGAUGCAAAGCAAGGUCCGGUGAAGGAUGCCUACAGCCUGGCCAAUAACCCUCAGUACAAGCUGGAGGUCCAGUGUCCUCAAGGUGGUGCUGCCGUCUGGGUUCUGCUCAGCAGACACAUCACCGACAAGGAUGACUUCGCACACAAUCGGGAAUUCAUUACAAUGGUUGUAUACAAGACUGAUGGCAAAAAAGUUUACUAUCCAGCUGAUCCUCCUCCAUAUAUUGAUGGUAUUCGGAUCAACAGUCCUCAUUAUCUGACCAAGAUAAAACUGACCUCUCCAGGGCCCCAUACAUUUACCUUAGUGGUGUCCCAGUAUGAGAAACAAAACACUAUCCAUUACACCAUCAGGGUGUAUUCAUUGUGCAAGUUCACCUUUUCCAAGAUUCCGACACCUUACACCAUUUCCAAACGGGUUAAUGGACAGUGGAAAGGUCUCAGUGCUGGCGGAUGUGGAAAUUUCAGAGACACCUACAAAAAUAACCCCAUUUAUCAAUUCCAGCUGGACAAGAACGGGCCAUUACUAAUUGAACUACGGGGGCCAAGGCAAUACAGCGUCGGUUUUGAACUCAUCACAGUCUCGACAGUAGGAGAUCCUGGUUCCUGUGGCUUUCAGAAGAAGAGCAGUGGCGACUACAGGUGUGGAUUUUGCUACUUGGAAGUGGAGAACAUAUUUGCUGGAGUUUACAACAUUAUCCCCACCACAUUCCUGCCUCAACAAGAGGGUCCCUUUUUCUUAGAUUUUAACAGUACUACUCCUCUUAAGGUAUCACAGCUGCAGUGAGGAGGCACAUCUGUGCAGUACCGUUUCAGGAGGUGGUUUUGAUCUGUCCUACAGUCUGAGAACAGGUGAAUAACUUACUAUACAUAUGCAUAGAAGAAAAUUAAAUUCUGAGCUAUCUCCAAAAGCCUGGAAUUGUGGAUUGGCCAGUUAAUUGGGACAGUCGGUCAGCUGUGGGUUUUGCUGCUGUGGUAUUGGAGUGAGCGCUGUUCAACGGGCUUGGGAAUGGGCUCAAAUGCUUAUAUAUGCUUAUAUGCAAAUGAACUGGCAGAACUCUGUUGCAGUUUUUCCACAAGUCAAAUCAAAGUCUAGUGAGCUAAGAGAAAAACUAACAUGGAAAUUCUCCCAAAAUACAGGGUAAAUGGGUUUAAGAUUUUAUUCUUAAAAGUAAACAUAUAAGAAAAAAAUAUUAUUGCGUAUUCUGCUUAUUCAGUCUCAGGACCAAAUAGCUUUUAAUACAUAUUUGUGCUGCUGUCUUGAAUGUUUUCAGCAUUGAAAUAGUUCUCACAUCUAAAUGUCAAUUUACUACUACUGAGCAUGUAGUAUUCCAGACUAUCAUGCUCAGCUUAUCAUGAGUAUGUAUAUAGGAGUAAAGGAAAAGGAAGAUUCCUGCUGUAGUUAUUUCUAAGAGAAACACAAUGGCUUCACUCAUGUUACAUGUACUUGGAGAGCUGUUAUUUCCUACCUGUAUUGCUUUAAUACAUAAUAUUACAGCACAAGGUACUCUAUGGCUUUCUUCCUAGUAGGUGCAAGACCUAGCUCAAUCCAGAUCAGGAGUAAAACCAGGACAUGAGGCAGCAGCAGCGUGCAGACAGUGCAGCACCCUUUGCUUAGCAGGUGUGAAAGGUUUUCAUCUCAAGGCAUGCUGUAAGAUUCUCUGUACCUGCUGAGGUGGGGAACUCCCACCAUCAGAGUCCCAGCAAAGACAUAAAAAUGUCAAGGACGAAACAUUAAGUAUUCAGCAUGUAGGGAAAGGGUCAUUUAAAGCUCUCCCCCCAAUAAACCAGAGCUGCGAGAAAUACACUUGCUGAUCCCCUUAUACAAAACAUCUUUUAGAAGGUACUUUUUUCUUUCAAAUGGAAACUGGUGAAUGAAUCGAACACGUGGCCGGUGCCAUCAAUAGGAGUAGGGACAAAGAUCUUAUGAAAAUAGUGGAAGUGAGAUUAGUUCAGAGUAAGAUUUUUCAGAUGCCUACUAUCUGUGCUCUUCCUCCAGAAGAUCUAUAUACAUUGUAUCUGAAGAGGAUCAAAGAUAACCAAGUUAUUCUUUUUAACUUAAAUAGGAACUGCCUACUGAUCCUAAAAUACAUUCUUUUUUGUCUUCCUACAAAUGGCAGACUCCAAAUUCCACUAUGUUUGAUAGUUGGGGGAGAGGAGUGUUUUGAAAACAGCCAUAGGAAGUCCUUUGCCAUUCAGGCUGGUUUGGCAUUUUUCCAAGCAAAAGAGGGUAGAUUUAAAUCUUAUUUUAGACCACAGGUGCCAUUUGGUCAUCGGGAAGCUGAGCACAUGUGCUAGAGGGACACCAGAAAUAUCUGUGGGCUAAAAUGACUCCCACAAAAGUCUGCUAUUAGCCCUCUCCACAUAGUACAAGAUCCUUUUGUUUCAUUUCCCUCAUCAGACAGCAGCUUGACAAAUGUCUGGCUUUAAAAGGGCACUGAUAACACAGGCCUUUGAAAACACCGGCCUUUCUGACUGCAGCUCUCUCCAAGACCAUCUGGCCUAGGAAAUUUGUGACAAGUUUGUCACAGCGUGACUUGCCUUCUUUUGCAGGGAAGUUUCUGAUGAUUAUGGCAACAAAUCAACAGAGGGAACAGCUGAGCAAAAAACAGAUUAUUUGGCAGUGCCCUUGACUUUUAGAGCAUGUGCUAAGGACCGCUUCAUCCCUACAAAGUUAAAAUUAUCCCAACAAAUCUGUGUUACGGUUUUAGAUCAGGCCGUACCAGAGUGGCAAUGGAGCUCUGUAUGUAUCUAUCUCAUCACGUAUGAAGUUGUUAGAGGUAGUUAGGAUGCCUCAACCGAGUAUAUUUUUGACAGUACAAAAGGCAGAGGCCAGACCUGUCAGCUUUUGGUUCUAUGUUCUUGCACAUCUGCUAUUUGAGAUCCAGCUGACAGACUUGCCACAAGCUGCUGCCAAAACUUAUGCUGGAUGAAACAAGCACAAGGCUCAGCUUCCAUACUGGGCUAAACUAAAAGCAAGGAAUGUUCUCACCUCCUUAAUGCUCACAAAGGAUCCUGUCCCCACCAGGACACGCAUUUCUUACACAUCCAGCACAGGCAGUGGAUUGGGCUCAUCCCCAUAAAUACACAGGCUUUAAGCGUACUAUCAGUGGCCUUUUUAACACAAGUUCUAGUCAAAUAUUGCACCUACAUAGGCUCCUAGAAUACCAUCGCUGUACAUUUCCCUUCAGAUAGAGGGCAGAACAUUUAAGAGGAAAUAUACUAAAUAUUCUUAAAUUCUAGUCUACAGAUUCUGGUUGUGCCAAACUAACUUUACAAAAUUUUCUUGGCCUUUUUCCUUAGGAAAAAAAGUUCAUGUAAGCACUUACGUGUUUGCUUGGAUAAUUUAUGUCAAAGACAUACUACUGUAUUUUUUCCACAAAUAAAUCAGAAAAAUAAUAUUGAAAAAUGAACUGAUCUUUAGAUUUUUAACACAGCUUCAGGCCAAUAUCUGGGUUAAGCUUUGCUUUUUUCCUUAAGCUCUAAGUGAACCGGCUUUGUUUAGCAGGAGCAUUGGACUAGAUGAUCUCCACCCUUCCUGUCUAACCGCAACCAUUCGGUGACUUUUUUUUCUAUAUACCAUUUAGCAUUUUUUGAUCUAUAUGACAGAGUAGUGGAUGCUGAUAUAAGCAUAGAAAUGUUACACAGUAACAAGGCCCGUGUGUGCAGAAAUUGAAAUAGCUGCACAACAGCUCGGAAUGUAACAGAGGUACACUGGUCAUGUUACUUUACUGCCAAGUUAGGAUAUUCAUCCACCUCUCAACCUUUAAGUCUGCUCUGCCUGUAGACACACAAUUCAAGCUUUUAAAUGUCAAAAUGCAAAGUGUCGUAAGAUUACUAACAAGCAUCCUGCCCUCAUAAGUUGGUUGUCACACACUGUGCAGUUCUGAACUGCUGCCCGAGCCAGAGCACGAGGGGGAUAAGUGACGAGAUGAAAGCUGGUUGCUGUGAGGGGCUUUAAGAGGAUUUACACUUGCUUUGAUUCACUAAGGGAAGACUAUUACAAAGAAAGGAUUUUUAAUUCUCUGUCAGUGGUGCAGAAGGAUAACUGUAUAUAGCCUUCAGAAGUUUUGACAUUCUUCUUAUUUAUGCACUGCAAAGCCUUUCCUGGGUAUUUUUUGUUUUAAAUCCUACCGUAAAGCUCCAUGCAGGAUCCCAUAAUGCUGCUGUUCAUAGCUCGGGGUGUGACAACCCCACCAGCCACACACAUCCACACUUUGCUUUGUUAGCAAGGCGCAGGUUAGUCCUUGGUUCACCUGAUCCAUCAGUUCCUGAAGACUCAGCAAGAGGUGGUACCUGGAUGAGCAGCAUCCGCAGCUUCUGCCCCUCAAGCCUGAGAUUCGGUGUGAGUUCCCUGAUGCAAGUUUCAUGUCACUAUUUUGUACAAUAAUCACACACUUCACCGUGCAAUCUAUGCGGUAUUUGAACAGCUGUCUACCUGGAAUUAAGUUUGUCUAUGUACAGUAGCGGUUUUCAUUAGUCAAAAAAGGACAUUUGUUUGAUUAAACCAAAGAGCAGUAGAAUGCCCAGGUUAACAUUUGCUUUUAUACAUUCUCACUUCAGGGCAGCUGAAGUGAUCACAUAUAAUACUUUGAUACACCAGAGGCUUAUUUUUAUACCCAUGAAGGCAGCUACCAUCAUGUUACACUUCAGAACACAGCAAGAGCUCCAACAGAAAGUAACUGCAGAAAGCUUGUUCAUUUGCCAUUACUCUACAGUGAUGUAUGUUCAUUUAAGUUUGUCAUAUUUGUAAUUAUGGCUUUUAUGAAGUUUAAAAUAAAAUGAGUUUUCCAUUUA
This is a messenger RNA of Columba livia (rock pigeon), 6590 nucleotides long. RefSeq names its product calpain 7 (gene CAPN7). The coding region runs from base 139 to 2580 and encodes 813 amino acids. Gene Ontology annotation, molecular function: calcium-dependent cysteine-type endopeptidase activity. The record is from RefSeq and is a predicted model, not a curated record. Gene Ontology annotation, biological process: proteolysis. The transcript has 21 exons. NCBI's taxonomy places the organism in Eukaryota, Metazoa, Chordata, Aves, Columbiformes, Columbidae.